Molecule: messenger RNA, 2538 nt
Organism: Clupea harengus (Atlantic herring)
Lineage: Eukaryota; Metazoa; Chordata; Actinopteri; Clupeiformes; Clupeidae
Gene: mst1
Product: macrophage stimulating 1
Biological process (GO): proteolysis
Molecular function (GO): serine-type endopeptidase activity; signaling receptor binding
Source: RefSeq, a predicted model, not a curated record
AGUGCGCGGAUGUGGGUGUCCGUAGCGACGUCAGGAAAGUUUGUGGCAUCGAUUCCCUUUAAAUAGUAGCCUAGCUUAAAAUAUGUAUUCUGACAUACAUAGACGUUGUAAUAUACAUUAAAUGUAUAACACAGACUUAAUUUCGCUGACGGUAAAUGUUCGUAAAACGUCUCAGAAACUAGCCAGGACACCCCUACGAUCACAAAAGAGUUGCCGGACAAGUUCCAGCUAGACCAUUUGUAGGCUUCCUCCGAGGUUGAAAUCAACCACAUGAGUAUAAUGAACGCAGUUUUUCUCGGCGCGUCUUUGAUUUUUUGGAGUUUUCCUGCCGACGGGAGUCGCAGUGCACUAAAUGACUACCAGCGCUCCGAGGGGAGGGAGCUGGUGGCUAAACCCUGGAAUGCAGACAGGGUGCGCCUGAUCCCCGGCCUCACACUGGAGCAGUGUGCCCAGAGAUGUACAGAGGGAGUGGAUUGCAGAGCAUUCAACUAUGAGACUCGACCAACUCUCGCUUGCAAACAGCUCCCCUGGGUUGGGGAUGGAGAUAACGCAGAGGUCAAGAGGAAUGUGAACUGUGACCUUUAUGAGAAGAAAGUGUAUGUGAGAAAGUGCAUUGUGGGAAAGGGAGAAGACUACCGUGGGAAAGUGUCAGUGACAAAAAAUGGCUACAAGUGCCAGCAGUGGUGGUCAAAGUUCCCUCACGACCACAGAUGGACUCCCACAGCCACUAACGGCCUGGAGCUGAAUUAUUGUCGGAACCCAGACGGGGAUCCAAUUGGGCCUUGGUGCUACACCACUCACCCAGAGCACCGCUACGAGAGCUGCAGUAUCCCCCACUGCAAAGAUGAGGUGUGCAUCAGGUGUAAUGGGGAAGACUAUAGGGGACAAGUGGACCACACUGUAAGUGGCCGGGAGUGUCAGAGAUGGGACCAGCAGCACCCUCACCAGCACAUAUACCAGCCUGAGAAGUACCCAGAGAAAAGCCUAGAUGAUAACUACUCCCGCAACCCUGAUGCGUCACCAGUGCCCUGGUGCUACACCACGGACCCUUUAGUUGAGAGGGAGGACUGUGAAAUCCGCAGAUGCUCUGAAGCCCCGACGCGGCGCCUGCGCCCCAGCUACACCACCAACUGUUUCCGCGGCCGCGGGGAGGAUUACCGGGGGAAAGUGAACGAGACGACCUCAGGAAUCCCCUGCCAGCGCUGGGAGGCCCAGAAACCUCACCAGCACCCCUUCUACCCACACAUCUACGAGUGCAAGGGUCUCGAGGAGAACUACUGCAGGAACCCAGAUGGAUCUGAGGCACCCUGGUGCUUCACGUCUGUCCCAGAGAUGCGGACGGCACUGUGUCUGCAAAUUAAACGCUGUGCUGACGACAUUGAGGCAGAAGAUUGCUAUCACGACAAUGGAAAGAACUACAGGGGCACGGUCCAUAAGACCCGCAAGGGCAUCAACUGCCAGAAGUGGAGUGGGCACACCCCACAUAAAACCAAGAUCAACCAAAAGACAUACCCAGAUGCGAACCUGACAGAGAACUUCUGCCGCAACCCCGAUGGGGACCAGCAUGGACCCUGGUGCUACACCACUGAUCCCAAGACAGAGUUUGAUUACUGUGCCAUCAAACGCUGUGAUGGAGUGAUCAUUGAGCCCAGUAUCAGACCUCCAGAGAAAGUAGAGUUCAGUGAAUGUGGCAAGCGAGAUGACCGGCCUAACCCUAGGCUGCGGAUCGUCGGAGGCGUACCGGGAAACUCUCCCUGGACCGUCAGCCUCCGAGACAGAAAAGGGAACCACUUCUGUGGGGGAUCUCUGGUAAAUUCCGAAUGGGUUAUCAGCACGAAGCAGUGUUUCUCCUCCUGCUAUGUCGAUCUUACCGGGUACUCUGCAGUGAUGGGGACUCUCUUCCGUGACCCCAAGGUAGGAGAGCCUGACAGGCGGGUCAUCUCCCUCACCAAGAUUGUCUGCGGGCCUUCAGAGUCCCACCUGGUCAUGUUGCAGCUGGAGACCCCAGUGCAGUUUAAUGAGCGCAUUUCUCAGAUCUGCCUUCCCCCUGAGCGACACAUAGUUCGAGAGGACACCAUCUGUGAGAUCGCUGGCUGGGGAGAGACUAAAGGCACAGGGGAUGAGUCAGUGUUAAACGUCGCUCAGAUGCCUGUCCUUAGCAACAAAGAGUGCAACAAGUACUUCCGGGGUCGAGUGAAGGAGAAUGAGAUGUGCACCAAGGCUUUCCAAGGAGGUGUGGGUGCGUGUGAGCGGGACUACGGAGGCCCUCUGGCCUGUCAGUACAGUGACUGCUGGGUGCUGGAGGGGGUCAUUAUCCCCAUGCGACGGUGUGGCCACCCUGGCCAGCCCAACAUCUUCAUCCGCGUCUCCGUCUACGUGGACUGGAUCAAGAAGGUCAUGGUCAUGGCUUAGUAGCCCCAGAGACGGUCCGCCCCGUCCAGCAAACCCCCCCCCCCCCCACCCAGUGCUGUUUUGACCCCUAACGACCCCUUCUGCUGUUAUUUUUAUCUGUGAACAUUAUACUCUUCCUACACUUUA